Messenger RNA from Podospora pseudopauciseta, 1389 nucleotides. RefSeq lists its product as uncharacterized. The record is from RefSeq and is a predicted model, not a curated record. NCBI's taxonomy places the organism in Eukaryota, Fungi, Ascomycota, Sordariomycetes, Sordariales, Podosporaceae. The coding region runs from base 1 to 948 and encodes 315 amino acids. The transcript is spliced from 2 exons.
AUGAUACCCCAGAAAAGUCCUGUCGGCACAGACCCUUUGUCCCGGCAUUAUCUCUCCACAAAACGAACCAUGUCAGCAGUGAUAGAACCCAUCACCACAGGCCUAAGCCUCUUCAACGAGUCUUUCACAGUCGCCCAAACCAUCCAAGCUUUGAAAGGUGCCCCAGAAGAAAUCCAACGCGCCGUCCGCUUGAUCUCCAGCGUCCAAGCCGAAAUCACCAACGCAAAAGCCCUCCGCGACAGAGUCUUCGACGUCAAAAGAUCCGAAACCGCAAGCAAUGAUGACUUUGGAGAAAUUCAAGAAGCCAUCCGAAAUCUGGACGAUCUUAUCACCUCCAGCGCCCGUUCCCUUCAAGCCAAACCAGAAGACCAAUCCCCAAAACGUCGAGAUGAUAAAGACGCCAAACGUCCGAAGACCACAGUGAGGAAACGGUUUGGCUGGGUUGUAGGGGGGCAAUCCCAACAUGACGCCAACAUGCAAGAACUCCAAGUCCACUACCAGCGUUUCGUGGCUGCCAAAACUUUGCUACAAAACCGGUCGAAGGAACCACCCCAGGGGAGGAGUCCGUCGUUGCCAUUCGGGGACUUGGAGGUGAUGAGCUCCGAGUCGCCCAGCGGCGGCAUUGGGUACUACGACCCGAGCCCUACUGGCAGCAACAACCAGCUGCUUCUCUUUCCUACGAGUUCGACAGGGCAUAUACCAGUUUCACCGAGGAGGAGCAUAGAGAGGAUGCUCUCCGAGCAGGGCGAGUCCGACACAGAGCGGCUGAGCACCACGCAGAGUAGUGUUGAUGGUGGGCAGGGGAGUCAACAAGUCGCAACUCCACCUCCGACCCUCCCAGCCCCUGACCGCCCCGAAGUCUUGAUAUGGACUGUUUCAGAGGGCCCAACAGUGGAAGAUACCUUCUUUGCACGCAAGCGCAAAAGGAGGAGAAAGGAUAGUUAUUAGCGCCAAGACAUAAUACAACAUCAACAAGAGAUAGAUAUCACCACAGCUCCUCCUAUUUGCAACCCAACCCCCCUCCCACCACCACCACCACCAAAUGGAAUAACCACCAGCAUCACCAAAAGAAUAGCAACCACCAUCAUCAUCACUAAAAAAGUGUGAUGAAAAUAACCAAGAUCAAAAGAAGGGCUCAAUCGGGAUUCGAACCCGAGACCUCGCACAAUCAUCAUCAGAAAUUCUGAUGGGGCUUCUCGACUUUUUUUAAAGUUCAAGAUUAAUUCCCGAAGCGCGAAUCAUACCACUAGACCAUUGAGCCAGUUCAAUUUCGAUGAGACUUUGCAACAGGUGUUCAUUAUUUCAUGGGGCCAGUGUGGCUGGGGGGGCAAAGACACGCCGCAUGAGUCAGCCCCGCCGGGGGUUUUAUUUACAGGAUCCACUUUUCCC